AUGGACGCUCAACAGGCUGAAAGUGUCACCAAAGACGCUCCUGCUGAGGGUGUCGUCCAUGCUGUUUUGGCCACUAAACAACCACCGCCAGAAUCCAACCACGGCAUAAAGACACGUAGAUGGAUCAUCUUUUGCUUCUGGGCCAUUGUCGGUCUGCUCGGCCUGCCUAUUUGGUACGCCACGACCACAGUGCCCCGCGCUGCACUGCCCUUGGAGUCUAUGGAUGCAUGGGCCUCAGGUCAGACAUGUAAACUCGAGUUCCCUGUGCACGUUGCCCUCGCUGCUGGUCAUCUCGAUUUUGCAACCACCACAGAACUGGCUCAACAAGUCCAGCAGGGUUUGGACAGACAGAACAAGUCUCCCAUAUACCGCUUGCGAGUAAUUACUUCGAGGCACGGUACUGCAGAUCAGUCAGAUGCGCAAUAUAUUGACCCAUCCACCUCCUCGGCUGUAAGCAGUCAGGCCGCUGCAAAUGUCAAUCUCGUCCUUGACCCAUCUUACUCUCACCCAGUGGCCAAGGUCCAGCCCUUCGACCCCACUCUCAGCAUCUUCCAUGGCUCAUUGUCUUCCUCUCAGCCUUCCGGUGUAUCUGACCUCGCUGGCUUCAUCACGACUGAGCUCUUGAAGCUGUUUGCCGAGGAGCAAGUCACUCUUGACUAUCUCUUGACUGGACAGACUACACAUCAUGAGUCGACGACAGACAUAGAUUCUUCGUCAAUUAUAGAGGGGUACAGAAAGAGGUCUAAUCGCGCUUUCAAGUACGCAUCGACUUACCAUCUGACAUUCUCGCUGUUUACGGGAGCGGCUGCGCCAUCCGCCUGGGAUAUCAAAGCAGCACUCGAUGAUUAUCUGGGCCCCUUCUUGGCUUCUUUCUCAUCCGUCAGCAAGUUUAGCGUCGAUACUCAAGUUCAGCUAUACGCUUCGCUCUCGUCUUCACUUCACGGCCCUCAAUACGACGAGACAUCGGAGCAAUGGACACUUUUGCGCUCUGAUCUGAGUGCAUUUAUCAAUGCGGCAGAGUGGCCUCUCAGUCCGAGCAUUGGUGUUGGCCCCACCAUUAACUUUGUCGCAUACGUGCCCUCGCCAAAGCAGGCUCCAAUGCUGAUUGAAGAAUCGGGCGGUACCAGUUGGCUGAUUCCUCAAUGGGGUGGAGUCCAGAUACUCAAUCCUUCCGCGGGCCAGGAAAACAACACUGUUCUUACUAAGCAUGAUCUCGAGCCGGUUGUACGUAUCUUCGCAGAGCAAUUGGAGUCUCUCAUCGGCUUGCCUCAGUCUCCGCCUUCGCUACCUCUUCGCCUAUCCAGUUUGACACGCGAAAGAGCAGCAUCGCUCAUUCUGUCGGCCUCAUCGACUCUCGGUGCAUUGUCAAGGCUCACGCUCAAGUUGACCAGUAUCGCCAUUCCGCACAACGUCGCCGAUUCGGUGCAGAAGACUAUACAUCACCUGGAGACUGCAUGCUCUCACAUCCACGAUGGCCACUACGACUCUGCGCUGGAACAUGCACGAAUUGCUGAAGCCCAUGCUGAACAAGCCUUCUUCGAACCCUCCAUGGUUGGGCAGGUCUACUUUCCGGAUGAACACAAAGUAGCGGUAUAUGUUCCACUGCUCGGUCCUAUGGCAGUACCACUGGUGAUGGCUGCCUUGAAAGAGAUCAAGAAGUUCAAGCAAGCUCGGGCGAAAACUGCUUGA
This is a messenger RNA of Aureobasidium subglaciale EXF-2481, 1689 nucleotides long. RefSeq lists its product as uncharacterized. Gene Ontology annotation, cellular component: GPI-anchor transamidase complex. The record is from RefSeq and is a predicted model, not a curated record. Gene Ontology annotation, biological process: attachment of GPI anchor to protein. NCBI's taxonomy places the organism in Eukaryota, Fungi, Ascomycota, Dothideomycetes, Dothideales, Saccotheciaceae. The coding region runs from base 1 to 1689 and encodes 562 amino acids. The transcript has 2 exons.